AGGCUCCGUGGGAAAGCUCCAACUGAGAAGGAGGAGGCGGCUGAGGACGCACCGGCCACCAGUCCAGUCUGCAGCCGACACACAGGCCACCUGCCCCGGACUAUUCAGCGGACACUCACCGCUUGAAAACAACAUCUGAAAAGCUCCGGAGAAAUCCUGAACAUUAUUUAAAAUACUGCAGAAAGUAAAAACAGCCAGAAGGGAAGAUUUGAACCAUGUUCCGCAGUUUUUCUGUUUGCUGAUGUCGGAAAACUGUUCUUUUUUUCUUUUUUUUUUUACAAGUCUUUUUUGAGUUGUUUUUUGGGGGGGAUGAAUUAUUAAUUUUAUAUUUCUGCAAGAGGAAAAACUUUUGUGGCUGUCGGUUUUACUUUCUGGGAAGGGAACUAACUUGAAACUUCACCAACUCCUGGAUGAAAAGAUCAGGAUAAAUCUCCUGUAAACAGCGCCUUUCAGGUUCAUUUCAUUCUCUAAAAUAUAUCACAGGAAAGAUCGGAAAAGGAGUUUGCUUUUGGUUUUUUGUUAUUCAGAAGGGAAGAAACUUUAUUUUGAACUUUAAUAAACCUCCACGUCUCCUCCUCACGGGAGAAGACAGUCAGCCCUCCCCGCCUUCACGCACCAUGAAGCGGCCUUGUGAGGACAGCAGCUCGGCCGAAAGUGAGGUGGAGGAGCCCAUCGAUGUGGGCAAAGAGAGCAUUUAUCCAGGGCACACGAAGGCGUCCUUUAUAAGGUGCGGAUCACCGACCACCACCACUCAAGUGAUGGCGAGGAAGAAACGCAGAGGGAUCAUCGAGAAGAGACGCAGAGACAGAAUCAACAACAGUCUGCUGGAAUUACGGCGGCUCGUCCCCACAGCCUUCGAGAAGCAGGGUUCAGCUAAACUGGAGAAGGCUGAGAUUCUGCAGAUGACUGUGGACCAUCUGAAGGUGCUGCAGGCUACAGGAGGGAAAGGUUAUUUUGACGCCCACGCUCUGGCCCUGGACUUCCUGUCUCUGGGUUUUAGGGAGUGUGUGACGGAGGUUUCCCGCUACCUGAGCGCCGUGGAGGGCCUGGACUCCAUCGACCCGCUGCGCUCCCGCCUCCUCUCCCACCUCGCCUCCUGCGCCUCGCAGCGCGACGCCGCGGCCCUCACCAUGACCUCCCACUCGCACCAUCACCACCAGCAGCAGCCUCACCCUUUACCUCACCCCUUCCCCUCCCAUCACUGGGCCGCUGCGGCCGCUGCCGUCGCCACCGCCGCUGCCUUCAGGCCUCUGCCGGCCGCCAUGGCGCAGUACGGACUGAGCGGGCUUCCGGUUUCUCCUGAUGCCGGAGGAGGUGGAGCCCCCCAGAGGCUGGUGGAGUUGUCAAAACGCAGUGUAGCCUCUUCAUUUUCCUCCUACGCAGACUCCUCCUCCUCUCCUUCCUCCUCCUCCUCCUCCUCCUCCUCUCUCGUGCUCCCCUGCACCUCCGCUCCUCUCUCCACCUCCCUCCUCUCCCUCUCUGCGUCGUUUCCCAUCACCCUCCACGGAGGUUUCCCCGUCCUCCCUCCCUCCUCCUUCACCUCCUCCGCCGCCACUGCCAGUCCUCCCAUCUCCUCCUCCUCCUCCUCCUCCUCCUCCCAGACUCCUCACAGCAGCAGCAGCAGCAGCAGCAGUAAACCCUACAGACCGUGGGGAACCGAGGUCGGAGCUUUCUGACUGUUUCCCCGCUAACUGUCAGUUUUAACAGCCAAGUGAACUCAUGACUUACAAACAGAGAUUUACCAGCUGGUUUUUAACACUUGACCCGAGCAAACAGUUCUAACAACUUGUUCCACCUGCUGAUUUCACAAAGUGACCAGUUCUGACACUUCGACCCCGAGAACAGAAACGUACGGCUUAAUUUGUGGCCUUUCUUCUUUCUAGUCAGAGUUCCUGACCUGUUUUAACAUCAACUUCAGUGGAUGUUUCGUUCUUGAGAUUUAAAACUCGCUUACUGUUGAGGAACCUUAAAUCCCAACCCGUUCUCACUCUCGUCACAGACGGACACAUGGUCAAGACCCAUCGCCGUCAGUUUUUGACGGUAAAGGCAGGUAUAUGAUAUUUAACAGAAAAGACUGAGUAAGGACGUGGAUGGAGGGCCAGAACCCGGACUUUAAACCAUGACAACGGGGUUCGUGUCCCGUGUGAAACAAAAAGUCAACAUUAAAUAUUUUUAUUGAAGUUACAUGAGUUACGUAAAUUGGGUAAGUUACGCAAGGGACUUACGUUAACCCAAACCGUGACCUUUUUCUAACUUUGACCAAGUAGUUUUUGUGGCUAAAACUAACCGAGCUGUAACGUUUCACGAUUUUAAUAAGGUGCCGUUUCAAAAUGCUAAUGUUUUAUUUUGAAAGUCUAACCGGACGUUGCAUAUUUGUUGUUUGUUGGAGCCUUUAAAGUGAUGCUUAAGGGGCACCCAGGGCGUUAAAAAGCGACGCCAAAUGGCUUUGACCAAGCGUCAAUAUGUGACGAGUCGGGAGUGACGAUGUGUUUUAAAUCCCUCCACUGAAGUCUGAAUUUUUCUUAUUGUCAUCAAAUCCCAGUUCAGUCCUUCUAAACUGAACACACGAUGAGACCCAAACAGAACUAUAACAAGUACCCAAAUACUCACUACAGCACCAGACGUGGAUUCAUCCGCCGCUGAAAAUAGUCCCCAACAAACGCACUAUUUCUUCCUGUUUGAUAACAGUGAGCAGCUGCUUAGGAAAUUUACUGAAACUUUAUUAAACAUGAAACUACAUAUCUGUGAGGUGUUUGCUGAGAGCCGCGGACAGGAAGUCAGAACGUUUUAAGGGGCGGACAAACACGUUGUUGGUUUUAAGUCAUUUUCAUGGGAUAUUUCUAACAAUAACAAAAAGUAUAAUUACACCCGAUGAAGAGAUAAUCAGUUCACUGAUGUUUAACCAAACUAACAAGAAUGGACACUUUUUGAAGAUAAUCUAUUAACUGAGAAUAAAACCAGUAUAAUCUCAGAUAACCGUGUGCUCAGACUGGGGUGAAGAUUAAAAAAACACUAAACCUUU
Molecule: messenger RNA, 3022 nt
Organism: Micropterus salmoides (largemouth bass)
Lineage: Eukaryota; Metazoa; Chordata; Actinopteri; Centrarchiformes; Centrarchidae
Gene: hey2
Product: hes-related family bHLH transcription factor with YRPW motif 2
Exons: 5
Coding region: 618-1676 (352 amino acids)
Biological process (GO): circulatory system development; regulation of transcription by RNA polymerase II; anterior/posterior pattern specification
Cellular component (GO): nucleus
Molecular function (GO): DNA-binding transcription factor activity, RNA polymerase II-specific; RNA polymerase II cis-regulatory region sequence-specific DNA binding; protein dimerization activity
Source: RefSeq, a predicted model, not a curated record